AAAAAAGAUAAAUUAAAUAUAAGAUGAUCGAGCAUAUUAGCAACAUUCUAAUGUCUAGCAAACAACAUUCACUGCAUUAUAAUAACUUUAUUUCAUUAUAAAGUUAUAUGAAAAGUCCAAUUAUGUGUAAAAAAUAUAUUAAAAUUUGUUUCAGGUACUUUUUGUGACCAAUUCAUACAUGGUAAACAGAAAAAACAAAUUAUAUUUUAUAGGAUACUAUUGAAUAUCCUAUAAAUUUCAGAGCAUUUUUGGUUUAAAUGCUUUUGUCCUCAAUACACUGCAAUGCAAGUAAGAGGAAAAACAUUCGAAGAAAGUUCUAGGCACCAGUACUUAAGUUUUUCACCGUGGAUUGGACUGACGACUUCUUAAGAGAGAUAUUGCAACAGACAUAACAGUCUAGAAACGUCUGGAAAGUAACGGGGAAAAGUGCACAUUCAUUCGCCACGAUUUUGUGGAGUGACGCGCGCACUAUUCACAUUUUCUAGAUCUGUUUGCGCAUACGUGGACGACGGACAAUCGUCGUAUUUGUGUAAUUUUCGCUGUGUUUGCAUUAUUACGAACGAACCAACGAGAGAUCAUUCUAGUUGUCGCUGAAUCAUUUAUUGGUGCCAUGAUGAUUACUAGGUGAAUUUGAUGAUAACCAGUUCUCUCUCCAGCUUGUCGCAAUCGAUGACUCAUGUCAUAUGCAUAAACUCCGAAAAUAAUGUCAGCGCCUUCAGAGAGCGAAUGUACAAACAGAUAUGACAGAUGUAUAUAAACACAUUAUUAACUGUAUUUUUUUGAACGUUUUUAUAAUUGAUUUUAAAUAAAUACUUUCUUUUAUUUUCUUUGUAAAUUGUGAAAUUAUUUUCUCGGAAUAGAUUGGAUUAGAUAUUUAUUAUAUUAUAACAUAUUACGUAAAGGUCGUAAAGUGUCUGAUUCAAUCUAGUUGGAGAAAAUGAUGGCGAUUUUGAGGGAAAAUAAGGGAAAGUAAAUUGUGCUGCCCAUCAACCUCACUCGAUAAUGUUCAUUCUGACAGCAGCAUGUUUAAGAUGCGAUCUACCGAUCAUUUCCAAUCGCAAUUUUCUAAUGGUGUUGAUAUCAGUUGGUGUAUUAUAUACUUGCGAAAUAUACAUAUGAUGCCGCAUUAUAAAUUAAAAUGUGCACUUUCCGUAUGGACAUAUCCAGGGUCGGAUUUGAAGGUUGAUAUUUUGAAUAUUUGUUGUCGACUUGCGUAAAGUUAAUAAUUUUUAAUAGAAACCUUGCAUUGUGUUUACAUUCAUUUUUGUAUCGCCACGUGAAAGACUCGACAAAUCUAAUGUAAUCUAAGAAUGAAUUUGUUUUCUCAAUAUUUCAGAGCGUAUUUAAUAUUUAAUAUAAAUGCUCUUAGAAUACUUAAUGAAAAGACAUUUUUAUUUACUAUAGGAUGUUAAUUUACUACGUGAUGAUUAAUGAUCGAGGAAGACUAUAUUGCACUUAUAAUUAACUGCAUAUAUUUUCAGCUUUUAUAUUAUUAUUUAAUAUAAGUAUAAAUAAUUUAAUAUAAAUAUUUUUGAAAGGAUAUUGUUGAUUCUUAAUUUAGCACGUCGAAAAAAGGAAGGAAGGUGAUUACAGAAGUUUAACUAAGAGUUGAUUGGCAUUGAUUCCACGUCGCGGAAACAGCAAUUACGCUAUCUAAAGCGCUCGAUAUGUACAUCCCCAUAUUUACUCCCCCGUUACCUGACAGGGAGGCGUUUGUCCCACUUAGCGGAAAUUUUAGCUGUUUAGUUGUUCUCUCCGAUCUAUCGCGCUAUAAACCCUCGACCGAUCUUCCAGUGACAAAAUGAAAUUAAUGUUUUGUUUUUUGAUAUGCCCGUUGCUGCUUUUCGUUCUUCUUGGUACUUCAACCGAAAUUCGCUUAAACGCUAACGUCAUCGUCAACAUGAUACUAAGCAUUCGAAAAUAUUACUCCGCGGCGUCUGUCAUAUUCGUUCAUCCUGGUGACAAAUACGGGGAUUAUGGGGGUCAGUCAAAGUGUCUUUCCAGCGACACAGUACUAUCAUUGCCACACGGAAAGAAUAAUGUUAUUGGAGAGUAUCUAAAAACUUAGAUAUUAUAUAGAUUAAUCUGCAAGUAAUUUUGAUUUUUGGUCUAAGGAACAAAACAAAAUUAUUUUUAGAUCUGUAUUGGGUUAAAUCUUUAGAGUCUUUAGCAAAACCGUUCUUUCUGCGUAUUAUUUAAAAUUUUACGUUGACACAGCAUUUUAUAGCGGUUUUUUUUUUACAAUAAAAGUCACGGAAAAUCUCGAAAAGUUUUCUUUUGAGUUUAGUAAGUUUUUUAAGUUUUGCAAAUGUAAAAAGAAAUUAUUAAAUUAACAGUUAUUUCGACUGCUAGUUCCAGUAAAAGAUUAUGUAGGAAAUUUCUUUCUUCUUUGAAGAACUUGACAGAGAUUCUUAGAGUUCUCUCAAAUAUUUAAUUUUGUAAAAUCCUCGAUGUAGAUUUGCAAAUCACGCAUCUGAUACACACGAGCUCCCGCUUGCUGAAUCGGCUCUACAUAAUGACUGUGAACGUACACUUCAAAAAGUUACGGAACACGCUCAGGUACUAUCAUAAAAUAGUCCACCCCAUCAUCGUCGUCAUUCUACCCGACCUCGAGGCAUACCUGGAAUUCACGAAGGCCAUUAAAACUUACCCUAUGUCCUUCCCGGUGUGGUUCACAUUGUUUCUCUACACCUCGGGUAACGGCACCCACGAUCACUGCCGCCAGCCAAUAGGUAAUCCUUUCAAUUUAACAUUCGACACGCAGAUGAUGGUACUGUGCCACAAAGAGGCAAUCCUACGGGAAUGGUAUUCCGUCAAGGGUGAAACCGUCAAAAUGUUUGACCUGGCGGAGUGGAAAGACGAGAAAGAAUUCAUUCCUCUGACGAAUCUGUCUCUUUACGACCGGAGAACAGACAUGGAAGGAGUUGUUCUACGGGCGGUUACGGUCAAGGAUUUGUCAACUUCGACGCAAUUUGCUGGGAAUUACGUGGCUACUAUGUAUGGAAAAGUAUUGGAGGAGCUCACACAUUCCCUUAACUUCACCUUGAAGAUGAUUUCACAAAUGGACGAGCAUGGUGUGUGGAAUAGUCAAACGCGCACUUGGUCUGGAGUGAUGGGCGAGAUUGUAUCGGGUCGCGCAGAUUUCGCUAUCGCUGAUAUGUCGAUGACGAGUCUUCGGGUACGCUACGUCGAUUUCACGCUGCCUUUGAUCAUAUCUAGAACCAGUCUGUAUAUCAAGGAGCCAAAAAUAUGUGGCGUCAAGUGGCUUGGUUAUUUUCAGACUUUUAAUUCACGUACGUGGGUUACGAUUAUCACGCUGAUAGCAAUCGCGCCGUUUCUCUUAUCCUUCAUGAAAAUGUAUCGCGAAUCUCGAAACAUCAUGGAUUUGAUCUCUGAGAAUUUACUUUGCAUUUGGGGUAUCUUCUGUCAGCAGGCGCUUAUAGAAUUUCCGAAAAGUUCAUCACUACGCAUCGCGUACUUUACAAUAUUUUUGACGGCGGUGCUGAUAAGUGCUCACUAUUCAGCGGCAUUGGUUUCUUUCCUGACGUCAUGCAUUCGCGUUCUGCCCUUUCAGACGAUAGACGAAUUCAUUGACGACGGUACCUAUAAAUUAAUCGUGCCACGCGGUAGUUCCGACUACGACAUAGUCUCUUUUCAGGCAAAGCAGCAGUCGUCAAAGUGGUUUUUCUCGGUAAAACUAAUGAAAUUAAUGAAGGACGAAUCGGAACUGCCAAGGAAUCUAAUUGAUGGCUUCACUCAAGUAUGCAACGAGAGAAAAGUUGCUUAUAUGGUACUAAGUAGUCUGAAGAAAAGUGUAGAAAUGAAAAUACCUUGCAAAAUAUCGAGCAUCAGCACUGAGAGGAUAGACAACUUAGGAAUGAUUUUAUCGAAAGGCAACCCGUAUACGAACGUGAUAAAUUAUCAUUUACAGAAAUUUUUCGUGAAUGGGAUAAUGACUCGUCUGAGGGAUACAAAAUUUUUGGCGCAGUCAAAUGAAGGCAAGACUUACAAGCCAGUCCGUAUAAUUAACAUCGCCCCAAUUUUGGCGUUUCUCUGUGGAGGCAUCAUUAUAAGCAUUGCGGUGCUGUUAUUAGAGAAAAUUCUUUAUCGAUCGAGGACAAAGAAACUGAGAGUCUCCUAUCCUUCAAAGAAAGAUAUUCUAUUUAUCAAAAAGUACAAUUAUUGAAAAAGUAUAAAUUUACAAUUUUAUUUUAUUUAACUUUAAUUGAGCUGUUGGUAAAAAUAUUCUAAUCUUUUGUGUGUGUGCGUGCGUGUGUGUGUGCG
Molecule: messenger RNA, 4284 nt
Organism: Monomorium pharaonis (pharaoh ant)
Lineage: Eukaryota; Metazoa; Arthropoda; Insecta; Hymenoptera; Formicidae
Product: glutamate receptor 1
Exons: 9
Coding region: 2516-4186 (556 amino acids)
Cellular component (GO): membrane
Molecular function (GO): glutamate-gated receptor activity
Source: RefSeq, a predicted model, not a curated record